Arabis nemorensis is the source of this 597-nucleotide messenger RNA. Lineage: Eukaryota; Viridiplantae; Streptophyta; Magnoliopsida; Brassicales; Brassicaceae. The record is from the annotation of a GenBank genome assembly.
AUGAUGGUCUCUUCGGUUGGUUACUCUUCGUCGUCUCCGAUCGCCGCCGUAUUCUCCGUCGCGCUUCUUCUGUUCUACUUCUCUGAAACUACUCUAGGAGCUCCUUGUCCGAUCAAUGGCUUGCCAAUAGUGAGGAAUAUCAGUGAUCUACCUCAGGAUAACUAUGGAAGACCAGGUCUUUCCCACAUGACUGUUGCUGGAUCGGUAUUGCACGGAAUGAAAGAGGUUGAAAUAUGGCUGCAAACAUUUGCUCCAGGUUCAGAGACACCGAUUCAUAGGCAUUCCUGUGAAGAGGUUUUCAUUGUUCUAAAGGGCAGUGGUACUCUCUAUCUCGCUGAAACACAUGGAAGUUCUCCUGGGAAACCAAUUGAAUUUCCAAUCUUUGCCAACAGUACAGUUCAUAUUCCGAUCAACGAUGCUCAUCAGGUUAAGAACACCGGUCAUGAGGACCUGCAGGCGUUGGUUAUUAUAUCUCGGCCACCGAUUAAAGUCUUCACCUACGAUGACUGGUUUAUGCCCCACACUGCUGCGAGGUUGAAGUUCCCUUACUAUUGGGAUGAGCAAUGCGUCCAAGAAUCUCAAAAAGACGAGCUUUAA